Messenger RNA from Lentinula edodes (shiitake mushroom), 595 nucleotides. RefSeq lists its product as uncharacterized. The coding region runs from base 141 to 560 and encodes 139 amino acids. The transcript is spliced from 2 exons. NCBI's taxonomy places the organism in Eukaryota, Fungi, Basidiomycota, Agaricomycetes, Agaricales, Omphalotaceae. The record is from RefSeq and is a predicted model, not a curated record.
UUCUGCCCAAAACGAGGGACUGGAAAGCGAAAUGACACUUCGACAGGUGACUGUUUCUAUAUCACUCCUGACACGAUUCAUUAUACAUUCCAAAACACAUUCGAUGCAAGAAUUUACAAAAUGACAUACGCAACGAUGGGAUGAAAGAGAUGUUCAAAAAGGCAACAGAGGAAUAUAGGAAGGCUGGCAACAGCACCGACAGCAGCGGAUACAGCGGCCCUAGCACUGCUACUUGCGACGGAUCCAACACCACCUACAAAUUGUCACCACUGAUAGAGCCAUCGACACUAUCGACCGAGUCACCACUAUCAGUGAGUCCUAGAAUUCCUGUGGGUAGAAUCCCUGUAGGAAGGAUUCCCGUAGGCAAAAUUCCUGUGGGUAGAAUCCCUGUGGGUAGAAUCCCUGUAGGUAGAAUCCCUGUAGGAAGGAUUCCCGUGGGCAAAAUUCCUGUAGGCAGAAUUCCUGUAGGCAGAAUUCCUGUCGGUAGAAUUCCUGUGGGUAGAAUUCCUGUAGGAAUGAUUCCUGUGGGUAUAAUCCCUUCGGGAUCGUUUCCGAUCUAAAAAAAAGGGAAAUAAGUAAUCCAUAUCAUGAAGAC